AUGGCAAACAUCAUGCACACCACCUCCGCCGACACCACCACCACCGCCGAUGCCGCCGAGAAAAUGGCGGUUGACAUCGACGAGAAGAGAGGCGCCGAGAAGGGAGGCGCCGAGAAGGAGGUGGUAAAGACCGAGGAGGAGGACGAGUGGGAGGACGAGGAGGAGGACGAGACGGAGAUGGACGAGGAGGGAGGGGGAGAUGAGGAGAAAGCCAGAGAGGACCAGGAGGACUGGGAGUGGGAGACCGACGAGGAGGAGGAUUGA
Molecule: messenger RNA, 264 nt
Organism: Tricharina praecox
Lineage: Eukaryota; Fungi; Ascomycota; Pezizomycetes; Pezizales; Pyronemataceae
Exons: 2
Coding region: 1-264 (87 amino acids)
Source: RefSeq, a predicted model, not a curated record